Molecule: messenger RNA, 1014 nt
Organism: Hypoxylon trugodes
Lineage: Eukaryota; Fungi; Ascomycota; Sordariomycetes; Xylariales; Hypoxylaceae
Exons: 7
Coding region: 1-1014 (337 amino acids)
Source: RefSeq, a predicted model, not a curated record
AUGCAGUUGAACGCCUUCAUCGCCGCCUUGGGGCUAUUUACGCCCGCAAGCGCUUUACUCCGAUUUGGAUGUGCUGGCUUGACCGUCCAGCGCCUGGAUCCCUUGGUGAACCCAGGAAUGAACCCGUCAGCUCACCUUCAUCAAAUUAUCGGAGGUGAUUCCUUCAAUGCGUCAAUGCCACCAGAGUCACACGAUCUUGCUUCGCUUUCCACUUGUACCAGUUGCCAAUUCACGGAGGAUUUCUCCAACUACUGGACCGCCGUCAUUUUCUAUCGCGCCAAGAAUGGCACUUUGAAGAGGGUCCCGCAGAUGGCGCAGGCUGGUAUGGAGGGUACACAGGGCGGCAUGGUCGUUUACUACAUGACAGACGCCCUGUUUGACACUGCUCAAAAGUCAACUGUCACUGCUUUCAAACCUGGGUUCCGUAUGCUCGUCGGCGACGCAGGUUUCCGUGACCGCGAACAGGCCAGGAAGUUCCGACAGCUGACCUACAUCUGCAUGGAGAACCAAGGCACUCGUGCUCCAGAAUAUGUCGGUUUCCCUACCAAGCCUUGCCCUGGCGGUAUAAUGGCCAACCACAGAUUCCCCACAUGCUGGGAUGGAAAGAACCUUGACUCUCCCAACCACCAAGACCACGUAGCUUACCCCGAGUCUGGUACAUUUGAGUCGGGCGGUCCUUGCCCUGCUACUCACCCCGUACGUUUACCUCAGAUUUUGCUGGAAACCGUCUGGGAUACUAGAGCCUUCAACGACCCGGCAGACUUCGCCGAUGGAAAGCAGCCAUUUGUCUGGUCCACGGGUGACGCCACUGGCUACUCUAGCCACGCUGACUACCUCUUUGGCUGGAAGGAUGACUCGCUCCAGAAGGCUAUGGACGGCCACAACUAUGUGUCGGCCCCCACACUCAAGACUCAGACCAUUGCUCAGCAGAACAAGUGCAAGGUUCCAGACAUGGUCGGUGAAAACAUCGAUGGCUGGCUAAACGCUCUUCCCGGAGAGAACCCCGUCGUUUGA